GCAAGCAGGCACAUAGUGUUCGUAGCUCCGUCUGUCUCCUCUUCCUCCACUCUGAUCUUGGGAUACAAGAAGACACCGCACUGGAAAUUAUGCUGUUCUGCCAUUCCCAGCCUGAGUCCUACCACCAGCACUCUGCUAGUUACAUUAGAGAGGCUUUGGCACCUUUCUUAAAAAACGAAGAAGCCAGGCUCAUGGCUGAAAUUGAUGCCAAGAGGACACCGUUCCAGUACAUUCUGAGUGCAGCCACUUCACCGGCUGUAAAGCAGCAGGAGGAGAGUCUCACCUAUCUCAACCAAGGUCAGUCCUACGAAAUCCGUAUGCUAAACAGAAAACUAGUGGAGUAUACAGAUAUAAGCAGCAAAUAUGUAAAGAGCAUUGUCCGAGUGGUGUUUCAUGACCGCAGACUGCAGUAUAUGGAGCACCAGCAGCUGGAGGGGUGGAGGUGGAACAGACCUGGGGACCGAAUCCUGGAUAUAGACAUCCCACUAUCAGUGGGUAUAAUGGAGCCCCGAUCCCACCCUCUGCACCUCAACACCAUAGAGUUUCUAUGGGAUCCUGAGAAGAAUGCUUCUGUCUUCAUUCAGGUCAAUUGCAUCAGCACUGAAUUUACCCCCAGGAAGCAUGGUGGAGAAAAAGGAGUUCCCUUUCGAAUUCAGGUGGACACUUUCACCACCAAUGAACACGGGGAAUAUAUGGAGAACGUCCAUUCUUCCAGCUGCCAGGUCAAAGUGUUCAAGCCUAAAGGAGCUGAUCGCAAACUAAAGACGGACAGAGAAAAGAUUGAUAAAAAGACGCCUCAAGAAAGAGAAAAGUAUCAACUCUCCCAUGACACCACAGUGUUAAAGGAGUGUUCCCCUUGGCCUGAUGCACUGAACUUCACCAGCCACAGCAGCAGCAGCACUCCAUCACCGGUUUACCACAAUUCCCCGACCUCCUGUAGCUUCACUGAUGGCAACUGUUCUCCAAACCAGCAGGGGGAGCUCCUCAUACCCGGCUGCUCUGAUCACCUUCUGCCAUCGUCCUCGCUGCACGACACUCAGCAGUGGCUGCACCAUCACAGGUUCUCACCUUUCUCAAGGCUCUUCUCCAGCUUCUCAGGGGCUGAUCUGUUGAGGAUGAGCAAAGAAGAUUUGAUCCAGAUCUGUGGCCCUGCUGAUGGUAUUCGUCUUUUUAACACCAUGAAAGGAAGGUGUAUACAGCCUCGUCUGACCAUCUACGUGUGUCAGCAGCAGGUCAGAAAUCAACCUCCCAACAAGCUUGGUGGUAGAGAUGUUUACCACGCUCUGUACCUGGAGGAGCUUACACUGCUGGACCUGUCUGAAAAGCUCGCUCUGCUGUACAGCAUCACUCCACAGCAAAUCACAAACAUCUACAGACAGAAAUCCACUGGGAUUCACGUCUUAGUGUCAGAUGAGAUGGUGCAGAACUUCCAGGAGGAAACGAGCUUCAUCCUCAGCACUAUUAGGGAUGGAACCACAGAUGGCUAUCACAUUGUGCUGAAGUAACCAACAAAUGCUUGGCACUGGAAAUGUACAGAAUAUAUUUAAAUCAGUCCAGACUACAAUCUAUGAUACUCUCAGUUUAACAGUGUUGUAAAAUAAUGUUAAAGAGGACGUUAAGUAUUUGUUAACUGAAGCCCUGUUUUUCAGUAUAUUUCAGAAACAGACUGUAAUAAGUGACAAGGAAAUUCAUCAAAAGUAUAUACAUUAAAAGUGUUGU
Messenger RNA from Cheilinus undulatus (humphead wrasse), 1719 nucleotides. It is a transcript of the gene tfcp2l1, whose product is annotated as transcription factor CP2-like 1. Lineage: Eukaryota; Metazoa; Chordata; Actinopteri; Labriformes; Labridae. Gene Ontology annotation, molecular function: RNA polymerase II cis-regulatory region sequence-specific DNA binding; DNA-binding transcription activator activity, RNA polymerase II-specific. Bases 90 to 1505 code for a protein of 471 amino acids. The record is from RefSeq and is a predicted model, not a curated record. The transcript has 15 exons. Gene Ontology annotation, biological process: regulation of transcription by RNA polymerase II. Gene Ontology annotation, cellular component: nucleus.